AACUCCAUAACAAAACAACACAUUUCAAUCCUAAUCUCCAACCCACGAGAAAACCCCAGAAAAUUCUCUACCUUUUUCAUAUAUUCUCUUUGUUUUUGUGAAACUGGGUAAGCUUAAAUUCAUGAAAGUGAAGUACAUUACGAGGCUGAGGCCGCAACGGGUGAUUCAGGAUCAGGACGGCUUGGACGAAAAGAAGGGAGAUGGGUGCUGCUGGGCGGACCUGCCGCCUGAGCUUAUGAGAGAGGUUUUGAUGAGGAUUGAAGCGUCUGAGAGCAGUUGGCCGACGAGAAGGAGCGUGGUGGCUUGUGCUGGUGUUUGCAGGAGCUGGCGGCAAAUCAUAAAGGAGAUCGUCAAAGUGCCAGAGAUUUCAGGGAUGCUGACUUUCCCCAUCUCCGUAAAGCAGCCUGGUCCAAGGGAUUUUCCCAUCUACUGCUUUAUUAAGCGGGAUCGAUCUACUCAAACAUAUUACCUUUAUCUUGGUUUAACCAGUGCACUCUCUGAUGAUGGCAAAUUUCUUCUUGCUGCGAGGAAGUUUAAGCGUCCCACCUGGACGGAUUAUAUUAUAUCUCUAUCCACUGAUGAUAUGUCAAAGGGCAGCAGCGCCUAUAUUGGGAAAUUAAGAUCAAAUUUUUUAGGAACCAAGUUCACCAUCUUUGAUGGCAAGCCACCUUACCCUGGUGCCAAGAUGACUCGCAGUCGCUCCUCAAAGCUAGUCAGCUUGAAACAAGUUUCACCAAGAGUUUCUUUUGGCAACUACCCAGUGGCUCGAAUCUCAUAUGAACAGAAUAUGUUGGGUACAAGGGGUCCUAGGAAAAUGGAGUGUGUUAUGGAUGCCAUCCCUGCCACUGCUAUCAAACCAGAAGGGAUGGCUCCCACACAGACCGAGUUUCCUCUCUUUAACAUGGAUUCCUUACCAUCAACCCCAUUGUCCCAUUCAAAAGCAACUGCUCCACAGAAUAUUAUUUCAGGACCUUUGAAUGAUAAAAGAGAUGGCGCACUGGUGUUGAGAAACAAGGCUCCAAGGUGGCAUGAGCAGCUUCAGUGUUGGUGCUUGAAUUUUCAUGGACGAGUAACAGUUGCUUCUGUAAAAAAUUUUCAGUUGGUAGCUUCUCCAGGAAACAGACCAGCCAGUCCGGAGCAUGAGAAGAUCAUCCUCCAGUUUGGAAAAGUGGGGAAGGAUUUUUUUUCCAUGGAUUACCAGUAUCCAAUCUCAGCAUUCCAAGCAUUUGCAAUCUGCAUCAGCAGCUUUGACACCAGGAUUGCUUGUGAAUGAUACACGAUCUUGCACAGGAAAGUUUGAAGAUUGGUGCAAUAACGGUCGGUGGACUUGAGGUGUCUUUGAUGCAUCAACUUUGAUUUCAGAUUGGUUCACAGUACAAGAGAUGGGAAUCUGUAGGGAGUUACUAGAGUGGAACUUAUUUGUUGGCUAAUAAGUUAACAUAUUAUCUUUUGCAUAUGUAAAUAAGUAACUUAUCUGAAGGAUCUUUCAAUCUUUUCCUAUUUGCCCAUGUAAAUCUUGAACAAACAGACUCAACCUUGUAAAGAUUCUCGGUGCACACAUCAUAUCAUAUGCUUUCAUUCCUACCGUGGUACACCUUGCCUGCAAUCUUGCUAUCUUCCACCAAUUUUGCUCACAUAAUUCUGAUAUCAU
This is a messenger RNA of Rubroshorea leprosula, 1651 nucleotides long. The record is from the annotation of a GenBank genome assembly. Lineage: Eukaryota; Viridiplantae; Streptophyta; Magnoliopsida; Malvales; Dipterocarpaceae.